Diaporthe batatas is the source of this 1054-nucleotide messenger RNA. RefSeq lists its product as uncharacterized. The transcript is spliced from 2 exons. Gene Ontology annotation, biological process: iron-sulfur cluster assembly. The coding region runs from base 110 to 916 and encodes 268 amino acids. Gene Ontology annotation, cellular component: mitochondrion. The record is from RefSeq and is a predicted model, not a curated record. Gene Ontology annotation, molecular function: 4 iron, 4 sulfur cluster binding; 2 iron, 2 sulfur cluster binding; iron ion binding. Lineage: Eukaryota; Fungi; Ascomycota; Sordariomycetes; Diaporthales; Diaporthaceae.
CUCGAGUUGACAUCACUCGAAAUUUUGCUUAGCAGUGUGUGCGCCUGGCCGAGUUCCACCCACAAACAGUCACGUCGACAACCUCUCCAGACCUCGCCAGACCUACACCAUGGCCCCCUUCGCCUCGCCGAUGAGCUGCUCCCAUUCGCUGUCAGCUGCGAAGCUGUUUGUCCAGCUUGCGCCAAAGCGAGGCUCCGAGCCCGUCCUCGAAUUCCUCCUGCCCCGAAGCCGCUCCGUCAUCUCCACUAGGCCCUUCCAUAAUAGCUCCGUCCACGCCCGGAGAACACAGACCUCGACAGCCACUCACCAUGGGCACUUCCGACGCUCUGUGGGGUGGGGGACAUCGAGGGGGAUGCUGCCCGCACACGCCAUGCCUUCGCCGAGAAUACAAAAGGCAUUCGCCCCUACGACGACGAGGAGUUACACCCAAGCAGUGUAUAACCCCCAGCAGGACGAGGAUGGCAACGAUAUGACUUUGGAGAUCACGCCCAGGGCAGCAAAGCGCCUCACCGAGAUAAUGUCCAAGGACCAAAACCCACAGCUCGCCCUGCGCAUCCAGGUCGAGUCGGGGGGCUGCCACGGCUUCCAGUACCUCAUGUCACUCGUCACGCUGCCCGACGAGAUCCCCGCCCAGCCCGCGGCGGCGGCCGAGGCGGCUGAGCACCCCGGCGAGGGCGCCAGCUCAGGCGAGGUGCGCGAGGACGACACCAUCUUCACCUACACGCCUGAGCAGGGGCAGCAGGCCGACCUCAAGGGCGGCGCCAAGAUCAUACUGGACCAGCCGUCGCUGGACCUCCUCAAGGGGAGCAAGGUGGACUACACCAUGGAGCUGAUCGGGUCGCAGUUCAAGAUUGUGGACAACCCGCUGGCCACGAGCAGCUGCGGGUGCGGGACGAGCUUUGAUAUCAAGGUUUAGACAUACCUAGGUAGUGGGAUGGAUGCUCCUGCGGCAGGCACUACCAUUUUAUAUCAAACAAUUACAUACGAUACUCUCAGCACAUUCACACACCAACGACGUCACGACCCAGAAUUCAGAGGCAGUGAACCGCGGUAU